CAAACUGGAGGCCGGCUAGGCACUGCUCGCUGCCCACGAUGGCCAUGGCGGUGGUUCGGGCUCUGCACCUCGCCCCAAGAACAAGUCCAAGCCCAAGAACAAGAAGCCCUCCAGUGGCGGCGGCCACGCCGGCGCACAGCAGCACCAACAGCCGCGCCCCACGUCCCCGGCGACACCCUGGGCAGCUGGGUCUCGUGCAAGCAUGGCCGAUGCCUUUCCGUGGUCCGGCUGCUGGAGUUCUGGGUCCCCGACCUCCAUUUUCCCAGCGGCAGGCCAUGGUGGCGCAACACCAGCCCGCGACGCCCUCGUACCAGUUCACGGCGCCACCUCUGCCCUCGGCGACCCAGGACGCCGGCGCCCAACCUUGGGACAUCAAGGCGCUCUACACUUCUCUCGGCUCCGCUGGCAUCGCCACCACCCCGCCGAGCGCCUGCGAGUGGUUCCUCGACACCGGCGCGAGUGCCCACAUGACCUCCAAUGCUGGAUCCUUGAACGUAGGCAGUGAAGGCCGAUGUAGCAGCGCCGGCGACCUCUACCCACUCUGGCUUGCACCACAUCAGUCCCUCCUCGGCCCUCGCCACGGCACCUGCUUCGGUGGAUCUCUGGCACUGUCGCCUUGGACACCCCGGAUCACAUGUUCUUCAGCAGGUCCUUUGUGCUUUCCAGUUUAAGUGUAAUAAGUCUGCCGCACACUCUUGUGACUCCCGUCAUCUUGGCAAGAGUACACGGCUUCCCUUUUCUUCUUAUGAACCUCACAAUUAUUUCCCUUUCCAAAUUUUACAUUCGGAUGUAUGGACCUCUCCUAUCUCUAGUCAUUCUGGAUACAAAUACUAUCUUGUUUUGCUAGAUGAUUUCACGCAUUAUGUUUGGACCAUUCCUUUAUGGCAAAA
Molecule: messenger RNA, 890 nt
Organism: Panicum virgatum (switchgrass)
Lineage: Eukaryota; Viridiplantae; Streptophyta; Magnoliopsida; Poales; Poaceae
Exons: 2
Coding region: 39-671 (210 amino acids)
Source: RefSeq, a predicted model, not a curated record